This is a messenger RNA of Rotaria sp. Silwood2, 1545 nucleotides long. NCBI's taxonomy places the organism in Eukaryota, Metazoa, Rotifera, Eurotatoria, Philodinida, Philodinidae. The record is from the annotation of a GenBank genome assembly.
AUGAAAAUAGGUGAUCAUAUAUUAGUUGAUGGAAAAUUUCCAGCAACUAUAUUAUAUAUUGGUUUAGUUGAUGAUCAUCCGGGACAAUGGAUUGGUAUUGAAUAUUGGAAUCAACAAGGAAAACAUAAUGGAACUUUUAAUGAAAAAUUUUAUUUUCAAACAAAACAUCAACUUACUGGAUCUUUUAUUAGACAACAAAGAAUUCAAUUUGGAAAUUCAUUUACUCAAGCGAUUUAUAAACAAUAUAUUAAAGCUUUUUCAAAUGAUUAUAUAAUGACAGAUAUUAAUUAUUCAUUAUUCGGUAAACAAUAUUCUGAUUAUGCAGUUGAUUUAUCAUCAAUAAUUCGAAUAGAUUUAUCAUCUCAAUGGGUAAAUGAAUUUGAUGAUAAUGAUUAUAUAUAUAAUAAUCUUCGACAAAUAAAAGAACUUAAUAUUCGUCAAAAUUUAAUUAAAAAUUGGUCACAAUUAUGGAUUGUAUUAGAUAAAUAUUUUCCUGAAUUAGAAAUCUUAAAUGUUAGUAAUUCUCGAAUGAAUUUUGAUUUAAAUCCAUCAAAUGAAUAUAAAUAUGUAAAACAAAUUGUUCUUAUUGAUACAGAUAAUGAUUGUUAUUUAUUUGAACAUAUAUUUAAAUAUUUUCCAAAUUUAAAUCAUAUUCAUUUAGAUUUAAAUUAUUUAACUUUUAUAUCAGAAUUAUUUGUUGAUCAAAUUAAAUAUUUAACUUAUUUAUCAUUAUCAGAUAAUCCAACAUUAAUACAUUGGGAUCCAUUUAUUAAUCGAUUAGGAAUACUUAAAUAUCUUCAAGAAUUAUUUAUUAAUAAUUGUGGAAUUGAACAAAUUAAAUUACCAAAUCAAGAUGAAUCAAAUGAAUUAUUUCCAUCAUUAAAAUAUCUUUAUAUGUCUGAUAAUAAAAUUUCAACAUAUUCAUCAAUAAAUGAAUUAAGUCGUAUAUCAUCAUUAAUAUCAUUAAGUAUACUUCGAAAUCCAAUAUAUGGAUUAAAUCAAUUUGAAAAUGAAACAGCUAAACAAAUGAUAAUAGCUCGUUUACCCAAUUUAACACAUUUAAAUAGAGUUUUAAUUAAUCGAAAUGAAAGACGUGGAGCUGAAAUUGAUUAUUUACAACGUUAUGCACAAGAUUAUUUUGAUCAAAACUUAGAUUUUAUUAAUGAACAUAGACAAUAUCAAACAUUGAUUAACAAACACGGAGAACCUAUAAGACCAAAUACAAAUCAGACAUUCAAAAAAAAAGGUCUUUGUAUUCGGCCUGAUUUAUUAAAAGUAAUAUUUGAACUUGGUGAUGAAAAUGAAAGAAAAAUCGAAAAAAAAAUUCCAUCAUCAAUGACAAUAGCAAAAUUAAAAACAUUUGUUCGUCGAUUAUUUUCAUCACAAUUAACAAAUAAUAUUCAAUUUAAUUUAUUUGUUGUUAUUGAUCAAAAACAUAAAGAACUUAUGUCAAAUGAUUAUCAAGAUAUUCAAUUUUAUUUAGGAAAUUAUUUUUUAAAUGAUAAUAAUGAUCAACCUUCAAUUAUUAGAAUUGAAACUAUUUAA